Messenger RNA from Salvia splendens (bonfire salvia), 1419 nucleotides. RefSeq lists its product as uncharacterized. NCBI's taxonomy places the organism in Eukaryota, Viridiplantae, Streptophyta, Magnoliopsida, Lamiales, Lamiaceae. The transcript has a single exon. The record is from RefSeq and is a predicted model, not a curated record. The coding region runs from base 1 to 1419 and encodes 472 amino acids.
AUGGAAGUGAUUGAGGAGCUCGCAUCUAACGACGAAGGAUGGAGCAACGAAAGGAGUAAGGCACAUAGGGUGGCUUCUACUACAAAUCAUGAUCAUAUGAGUGCCCUGUCCGACAAGUUGGAUGCGUUGACCAUGAAAUUUGAUUGCAUGAUAAUGGGGAAACCGUCUAGAGAUCCCCAAGGAAGUAUGGAGGACGUGAACUAUGUGAAUCAAGGGGGCAACAACGGGUACUACAAUAAUUCACGCCCCAACUUUCAUGGUGGAGGAUAUAAUCAGUACGGGAACAAGGGGCAUCCCAAUCUCUCGUAUGGGAACCCCAAUAAUGCUCUGCAACCACCCCCAGGGUUCACAGUCACUGAUGGAGUGAUUAAUGAUCCAAAGAAGAUGACCACAGAAGACAUACUCAAGUCUUUCAUGCUACAGACCAACAAGCUCAUGGAGCAUAACAAUCAAAGGAUGGAGAAGGUUGAGACAGAUGUGCAAUGUAUGGCCACUCAUCUGAAGAACAUCGACACACAGAUCAGCCAGAUUUCCCAGACUGUGAGUACUAUUACUCAACCGGGAAAAUUUCCUUCGAACACCAUCAUAAAUCCCAAAGGAUGUAUGGCCAUCCAUCUGAGGAAUGGCAAGACGUAUGAAGGUCCAUCUCUGCCUGAGACCACGAAGGACGCUAUUCUUGAGCCUAAGGCUGCCGCGGCAGAGAAGGAAAAUGAGGCUGAAAAGGAGAAUAUUGGCACCACUUCUGGAGUAAAGGUGUCAUUCCCGCAGGUACUGAAUCAGAAGAAGAAGAAAGAUGAGCAGUUCACUCGAUUGCUGGACAUCUUCAGAAAGGUGCAUGUGAACAUUCCUUUGAUCGAGGCACUGCAGCAGAUGCCUAAAUAUGCUAAGUUUCUGAAGGAGGUGAUAGCCCAGAAGACCAGUUGGGGGCAGGUUGAUACUAUUAAUCUAACUGAAAAUUGCAGUGCUCUGCUGCAAAGGAAACUGCCUGCCAAGCUGAAGGACCCUGGAAGUUUCACUGUCGACUGCCUCAUUGGGGGCUAUAAGGUGGAGAAUGCUCUCUGCGAUCUAGGCGCGAGCAUUAAUCUAAUGCCACUAUCAGUGUUCAAGCAACUGGACAUCGGUACUUUGAAGCCCACCUCAGCCACACUACAGAUGGCGGACAGAUCUGUUGCGUAUCCAGAGGGCAUCGUGGAAGACCUACUGAUUAAGGUCGGGGAAUUUAUUUUUCCCGUCGACUUUAUGGUCUUGGACAUGGAAGAAGACAAAGGAGUCCCCCUACUGCUAGGACGUCCCUUCCUUGCCACUGCUGAGGCAAAUAUAAACGUGAAAAAUGGAGAGUUGACAAUCUUCAUGGGAGAAGAAAGUCAAACGUUUUCCCACAAACCGAGAAGCAUGGAUGGAAGAAUUGAGGAGUGCUAG